AUGGUGUGUCUGAUAUUACUGCCGAUAAUGCUGGUGGAUGUGGGGAUGUGGAAGGGUGGACGGGCCCUGUUGGGCUUCGUAAGGGAGAGGUUUCCUCACUGCAGUCCAGGGGAAGGAACCCAGUACAGCCUGGUUGUUAACGAGUGUUAGUGAAGCUGUCACGUCCUCUCAGCAUCAGUGUGCUGCUCCUGAUGCCGUUCUGCUGUGGGGGAAAACGCUGCGUGUGAGAGAUUAGAGGAGCUUGAGAUUGGGAGAGACAGGGCGGCAUCUGUUUGUGUUCUAGGCACGUGCCAAGGGGUUUUAGCUUUACAUUUCUGUGGACGUGCUGGAGUGAUGCCCUGUGCCUGUGGGUGCAUUUACCAGGCAGCGUUUCCUGCUGUAGGUGGCUUUGCUGCCAGGUGAGAAUUCAGCAGAAAUAAAGUUUUCCAGAAAUCACUGACAGUAGAAGGGAAUUAAUACUGUAUUUUCAGUCAAAAAUUGUCUCUGUAGGUGCAGCAAGUGAGGGUGCAGAAAGCUCAGGUAAAACCUUGUUGUCCCCACUGGAUGUCAUGUGCUGCUUUUCAGGUUUACAUCUCCUAUGGUAAGGGCUGGUGGCAAAAUAAAACUACAUUGGCUGAUAUAGUUAACUACCUAUACCUUUAGUUACCUUAUCUGUCCUGCUUCCGUGGCAGCUACAUGGAAAGCAGCUCAUUCUUCAGUUGAUGAAUUUUCUGCUGUCCCUCACAUGGGGUGGCAGUUCUGGGAGAGAGAUGGGCUGUGUAAGUACUGCAUGGUGCUUAAAGCCGAAGAGGUAUUUGGUUUCCCUUGAGAGACCAGUUUUGCAAACCGUUGUCAGGUAAUUCUGAAGACAAGCCCUUCCUGGCUUCUUCCUAGCUUUUAUUCAAUUUUUCCCUUUUAUGCUGAUGAAAGCAUCAGAGCCAUCCUCUCAGUGCAAGCAGUUCAGGGUUGCAUUCUUGCUGAGUUACCCUUUGGCUGAGCCACAGAUACUGCUCUUUAGGAGAGCUUUUAAGAUUAAGCAGGAUGCAAGAUUUACUUCGGGGUAGUGAGGAUUUAUCAGUUCAGUGUAGAUGUAUUCUAGGAACAGUGUGAGCUGUGGGCUGCUGACAGAAGCAUAUUUUUUAAGCAUCCUCCAGAAAACUUUCUACCAGAUGGUAGUGUAAACCCGUAGGUGCACUCACUUUCAGCUUAUCAUUGAGUUUUCUUUGAUGUCUUUGAUCUGAAGUGUUUCCCUUUUAAAAUAGUUCUGCUGUUACUUUCCCUGAGCUGUUAAUUUGUAUCUUCCUGGUAACAGUCUCCUCUAUUAGAGGUACUAGGGACAGGCAGAAUGGAUAGUUGGCCUUGGUGAUCUGAAGGCUCUUUCCUAACUAAAUGAUUCUAUGAUUCGCAGCGUUUUUUAGAGCAAGUCUAGUGAUCCUAAGAGCUUUUCAUUUUUAAAUAGGCAGUUCAUUAGAAACAUUGUACUUAAAGCAGUAUUUUCUCAGCAUUAGAUUAUGUGGUUCUGUACCGUGGGCCCUGGGCUGAGCUGGCUGUUAAAUACGCGGUGAUCCGAGUGACUGCUUGAGUUCUGACCAUCUGAAGCUGAACCUGUAACCUGCAGAAGUAAUUGUAUUCAUUGUGAGAUAACUAAUUAUCCUGUGCUCCCGCAUUAGGACCUGGCUAUGCAGAAAGGUGUUACACUGUCCAUAAUCUGCUGUGCCAAGGUUGUCCUAAAAACCUUUCUUACAGUAAUAAGCACGGAAAUAAUUUCAGUAGGUAUUGGGCUGUCAGCGCCUGUCUGCUUUAUCUGAGACUGAUCUGCCUAUUUCUUUUGCAAGCCUUUUCCUUUCAGUUCUGCAGAUCUAAUUGCUGGUUUUGAUUUGCAGUGGUGAUAAGCUUCCACUCAAAAAAGCCUUGCUAAUUAUCAGAUGACACAUAAGUAGAAAUGGAAAUGUGGACACAGAAGAGAACAAAAGCAAAAAUGGUACCAGGAAAACACAUUAAUCUAAUGAGGUCAAAAGUGCCUAGAGAUGCAGCAGGCUUUGAGAAGAGCUUCAAACAGGAAUUGUCCUUUGAAGGAGAGUGGGCCUGAUGAAACCAAUGGGAGUUUCUUAAGCAACGUUACUGGGACAUGGCCAUGAGGAUAAGGGGGGCAGCUUGCAGAAAGGGUGGGCAGAAACCGGUGAGCUAUCCCAUCAUUGGAAGAUUCGCUUUGUAGAAGGCUGUGGGGGAACCUGAAGGCAUUUCAGCUAGAGCUGGGGCUGAAUAAACUUCAUGCUUCGAGUUUGCGGAGUCCGUGAUGCUGAGUUAAAUUUGAACAGGGACCAGAGCUGAAACUGAGCUCUGAGAACAAGACUACCAGAAAAUCCCAAAUUAAUUUUGGAAGCAGCUUUUGGGAUUUAGCAGACUACAGAACAUAACCACUUUGAAUUAUAGAAAGAAAAGAGUGGUGUGGCUGUUCUGAGGAAGGCCGAUAUCAGUUUUGGUGUUCUCAAUGCUCAGGAUUGCGAUACCCUUGCACAAUCGUUACAGUGAGCUGAGUAAGCAAACUCUGGAAAAUUAAGAAGUGAAGUCUUCUUACAAAAGGCCUGCAGCACGCAGACAAAGCAGACUGCCGUGGCACCUGACUUGUGGAAGGUAAAGCUUAAGGUGCUGCCCUUCUUCAGACAGAGCUGCCGUGUGUGAAGUGAAACUGUUCUAAAAGCCCAUCAGAAAGAGCCAGAAGUACUUUACAGGAAGCAGUGGGCACUGCUGUGCGCUGGAGAAGAAGUAGAAAAGUUCUUCCUUUAAGCAGCUCCUCCAGCUGCAUCCAGCUAUGUAAUGCUGCCCUGAAUGCCUGCAGUGCUCAGGUUUCAUGUGCGUCUGUGGCCGAGCGUGGCACCGGAUGUUGCUUCAACAUUUGUAAGCAAAACCUCAGCCCUUGCAGCCACAGGGCUCAGAUUUGAGAGAAGUUAGGUUUCUCAUAUUUCUGGGAGGUGUAAAAAUAGCACAAGCUUGUCUCACCCUCACCUUCUUCUGGGCCAGUGGGAACUGCAGGCUCUUGCUGGCAGUGACCACAGCACAGUCAAAUGUCUUCCUCCCUGCCUUUCCUUUGCUGCCUGUUGGGGCAUAGAACGGGGAUGACGGAGCGAGCAGGUAAAGAGCAAAGUGCUAUCAGAAGUGUGUGGCAUCCAUAGCCAAGAAAGUCUGAGGUGAAGGGGAAUCUGGUGCUAUGUGUGUAAAAGUGCUCAAAAAUAUCUCUGGAUUUCUGAGUCAGUGUUGAAAGAGUUCUGCACACGCUGGGAGCCCCUUCUUCCUACAUAACUUCUUUUGCAUUGCUUCUGCUCUCCAGAAGCAGCAUCGUUGCAACCCUACAUAGGUGAAAACAAAACCAGAAAAAUGAUGUUUGGGAUUUGUGGGGACUAAAUGCUCUGCAAAAGUUUAUUUUCAAGGCAUCAACAAGAAAAAAGUCAAGAUUGCUCAAGUUUUUAAAAAGCUGGAGGUUCGGAUUCAAACUUGUACUUAAUGCUACUAAAAUAGCCCAUUUCGAAGUGCACCUGUUGUCAGCCAUAGUUUCAUAGAAUUGUAGAAUGGCUUAGGUUGGAAGGGACCUCAAAGCCCAUCCAUCGCUACCCCCUGCUGUGGACGGGGCUGCCACCCCCCAGCUCAGGCUGCCCAGGGCCCCAUCCAACCUGGCCUUGUGCACCUCCAGGGAUGGGGCUCCACAGCUUCUCUGGGCAGCCUGUGCCAGUGCCUCACUGCCUCUGAGUAAAGAAUUCCUUCUUAACGUGUAACCUAAAGCUCCGCUCUUCUAGAUUAAAGCCAUCAAAACACAGUGAGAGGAGCAAAUAAAGGUGCUCAGAGGAGUGAAGCAAGACAAGAGCAGGGAAAGCAAAGGGAAAAAGCAUGACUCAGAAGACACCUGGGUGUGACUGCUGCCUCAGGAACAGUGAGGGCAUGGGGCUGGGCCCGAGGUCUGGCUUGGAAAGAUGGAUGGUGAUAGCUCCACGACGGAUGCUUCUCAGUUAGGAAUUGCUGGAGAUUACAUUGGUGGCAGUCACUACGUGAUACAGCCUCACGAUGACACAGAGGACAGCAUGAAUGAUCAUGAAGAUACGAAUGGAUCAAAAGAGAGUUUUAGAGAGCAAGAUAUCUAUCUUCCAAUUGCAAACGUGGCCAGGAUAAUGAAAAAUGCCAUACCCCAAACAGGAAAGAUUGCUAAGGAUGCAAAAGAAUGUGUGCAAGAGUGUGUAAGUGAAUUCAUCAGCUUUAUAACGUCAGAAGCAAGCGAGAGGUGUCACCAAGAGAAAAGGAAGACCAUCAAUGGAGAGGAUAUUCUCUUUGCCAUGUCUACCUUGGGAUUUGAUAGCUAUGUUGAGCCUUUGAAGUUAUACCUCCAAAAAUUCAGAGAGGCAAUGAAAGGAGAAAAGGGAAUUGGGGGAACAGUUACAACUGGAGAUGGUCUAAGUGAGGAGCUCACAGAAGAAGCAUUUACUAAUCAGUUGCCAGCAGGCUUAAUAACUACAGACGGCCAGCAGCAGAAUGUUAUGGUCUAUACAACAUCGUAUCAGCAGAUCUCCGGUGUUCAGCAAAUUCAGUUCUCAUGAUUUGAAGAAAACUUUGGAUCUGGGAACGUGAGACACAGAAGCUGUGCAACUCUAACGAAAAGACAGUUUUAAUGACUGGUGAAGAGAUUUCUCUCUUUGUAUAUUAAAUAGCUGUAAUGUAGCUACCUGAAGCUUGACUAAUUGAGGUAUGAAUUCUGACUCAAAUCUUUUUCAUGAAUAAUUUUAAAAAAAUUGGAUUUUAAAGGUAUUAAAGUAUUUUUGUUUUGUACAAGAGUUUGUUGCUCUGUAUAACUCCUGUAUGCAUUGUAUAUUGCAAUUUAUUACUGUCAGAGAUUUGUAGACAGUUUCUUAUUUUCAUAUUGAAUCAUGUUACUUUUGUAAUUCAGGUAAACAGCUGGGUUCAUUCAUGUUUACCCUUUGAAUAAAAUUGUAAGGGUAAAGUUCAUUUUUGAAUGCAAGUUGCCUUUAUUAUAAAGAUUGAGUUGGUCUUGGUUAUGUAACUUGUCUUGCAUGACAACCUCAGCUAACUUUAGAUGUCAUUAUAUUUAUUGAAAUUUUGAAAGGGACUUUUUCUCACGAAACUGCAGCUCAGAGGAAUUGCUACAACUGUUUUUUUUUUUUUGAUGUAACUUGAAACUUAGAAGUAAAUCAGAAACAAGCGAUGCUCUACUACGUUUAGAGAUUUAGAGCUUAUCAACAGUGUUAAUUAAAACACUGAUGGUGUAUGA
Molecule: messenger RNA, 5251 nt
Organism: Numida meleagris (helmeted guineafowl)
Lineage: Eukaryota; Metazoa; Chordata; Aves; Galliformes; Numididae
Gene: NFYB
Product: nuclear transcription factor Y subunit beta
Exons: 7
Coding region: 3945-4562 (205 amino acids)
Biological process (GO): regulation of transcription by RNA polymerase II
Cellular component (GO): CCAAT-binding factor complex; nucleus
Molecular function (GO): protein heterodimerization activity; RNA polymerase II cis-regulatory region sequence-specific DNA binding; DNA-binding transcription activator activity, RNA polymerase II-specific
Source: RefSeq, a predicted model, not a curated record